AUGCUCAUGUUGCAAUAUCAUUUCGGCCCCGUCGCCUAUAUGGAUGCUAGUGAGCAAGUGUGGUGGAAAGAGGCUCGCAACGUCACCUACUCGUUUCUUUGUGCUUCACCGAACCGCUCAACUGCUUGCCAUAUGAGGAAUCGUUUGCUGAGACUGAGCACAUCACUGGCUGUGAUGCCCAUUCAGCGAUUUUGCUCACGAGAGGCAUCAGCGAGUCGUUUACGGUCGAUCUACGAGUUCGCGAAGAAAUCGCUGAGUAAUGUGGACGAAUUCUCGAGGGUCGAUCCUCGAGCCGUUUUCGUCAAUAAUGACUUGAAUUUGAAGAGGAUUGAGUGGUACGGCUUUGACUACGACUACACGUUGGCCGUUUACACCAGAGAUCUGAACGAGUUGAUUUACAAUUUGGCGAUCAAGAGAUUGAUAAAGGAUUUUCAUUAUCCAACGAUUCUCCAAACGAUUCCAUACGAUAAAGAAUUCGCGAUUCGAGGUCUUCACUAUGACAUUCAAAAUUGUGUUCUUCUAAAAGUCGACGCUUUCUCGCAAAUACAAAAAGGCACCGCCUAUCGUGGGAAACGAGCGCUAGAUGAUGCGGAGAUUUAUUCACUGUACGGUGGGAUCACUCUACCCGAUGAUAAGGGACGAGGGCUACCACAAUUGAUGGAUUUGUUUAGUUUACCCUUCUUCGGUCUCGUUUUGACAACCGUUCAAUACUUUGACGAUCACAAGAUUCACUUUGACCCAAACAGUCUCUACCAAGAUAUAGCGGAAUGCGUCAAACAGGUGCACGUCACCGGCGAAAUGUACAAGAGUGUGCUGAGCAAUAUGGAGAAAUACGUUCACAAGAAUCCGGGCCUCUCCGAGUACCUGCAACGGUUGCACAAAAGCGGCAAACAUCUAUUUAUGAUCACCAAUAGUCCAUUCACCUUUAUGAAUGCCGGGAUGACGUACAUGUUGGGACCGGAUUGGCGAGAGCUCUUCACUCAUGUCGUCGUGCAGGCUCGGAAACCCGAUUUCUUUCAGGGCAAAACCCCAUUUCGUCUUUUCAACGAGACAACCGGCAAUCUUCACUAUGAAAAAGUUCAAGAGCUGGAGCCCGGAAAAGUCUAUGCCGGGGGAAACAUUGGCGAAUUCGCUUCAAAAGCGAGUCUAACCGGCAAAGGAGUUUUGUAUUUCGGCGAUCACAUCUACACUGAUUUGGCCGAUCCAAUGUUGAGACUAGGCUGGCAUACGGCAGCAAUUGUGCCCGAGUUGGCCCGAGAGAUCCGUGCACAAAAUACCGAUGAGUACAGACGCUCAAUUCAAUGGCUUGAAACGUUGACAAAUCUCAUCGCGAACUUUCAAGUGGACGGUCGGAGAAAUGCCGAGUGCGGGCAGAUCAUCAAUGAAUGGGCCGAAGAGAGAAGGAAACUGCGAGAAAACGUGAAAGCGAUCUUCAAUCCACGAUUUGGUUCCAUGUUCCGAACUUAUCACAAUAUGACGUUUUUCUCGAGGAGAUUGAUGAGACUCUCCGAUUUCUACACUUCUCGAUUGCCGAAUUUGCUGAAAUAUGAUGUGGAUCACUCAUUUUUCCCACGAAGAAAUGCUCUCCCACACGAAAGCCUAAACGCCGUGCCAACCGUUUCCGAGAACAUGAUCGAUGAGAUCAAUCGGAAACACUCAAGUCAAGUUGGA
Mesorhabditis belari is the source of this 1671-nucleotide messenger RNA. Lineage: Eukaryota; Metazoa; Nematoda; Chromadorea; Rhabditida; Rhabditidae. The record is from the annotation of a GenBank genome assembly.